AUGGAGUUGCACCAUGAUACUAGUGAUACUGGUGAUACUAAUAAUACUGGUGAUACUGGUAAUACUAGUGAUACUGGUGAUAUUGGUAAUACUAGCAAUACUGGUGAUACUGGCAAUACUAGUGAUACUGGUGAUACUGGUAAUAUUAGUAACACUGGUAGUAUUAGUAAAACUAGUGAAACUGGUAAUACUGGUGAUACUGGUAAUACUGGUGAUAUUAGUAACACUGGUAGUAUUAGUAAAACUGGUGAAACUGGUAAUACUGAUAAUACUAGUGAUACUGAUGAUACUGGUAAUACUGGUAAAACUAGUAAUACUGAUAAAACUAGCAAUACUAGUGAUACUGAUAAUACUAGUGAUACUGAUGAUACUGGUGAUAUUAGUAAUACUGAUAAAACUGGCGAUACUAGCAAUACUGAUAAUUUUUUGUUAUUUCAUAGGUACAAUCAAAAAAAAAUAGACAAAAAGAACCGCACCAAUGCAUUUACUGACGAAGAAGUACUUGAAUUGCAACAACUUUUGCAUUAUGACAAAGGUAUUGAUAAAAUUGAAAUGGCAAUAGAAUUGGAAAACUUUCUUUGCAGGUUUCUCAUUUGGCUGAAACGUUUGGAUAGCAAAGACUACAAAGCAGAGAGUAUACACAAUUGCUAUGCUUCUAUAGCUCAGUACCUAAAAGAAAACAGUGAAAUUAAGCCAUGGUUAGAAGAAAUGGAUCAGACAUCUGCGUUAAGUGCUAAAGAGAUUGUUCAAAUUCUUGACCAUGAUAAAAUGCAAACUAAUACUAAUGAAGGUUUAAUGAGAUGGAUAUUUUUUUGGCUGUUACUUUUUUGUGGUCUUCGCAGUGGUGAUGCUGAAAGAAUAAACUUUAAGGAUAUAUCAUGCCAUGAUGAUGAUGGGCUUUAUCUGACAUUUAAUCAUAAGAAGAAUAAUCAACGUAGAGCAUUAAAGCACAAUAAAUAUAAAAAAAGCUCUGCACGAAAGAUUCCUAUUCUACCUGAUAAUACUAAUAAUCAUUUUAAACCUAUACAAAACAUAUU
Cetraspora pellucida is the source of this 1037-nucleotide messenger RNA. The record is from the annotation of a GenBank genome assembly. Lineage: Eukaryota; Fungi; Glomeromycota; Glomeromycetes; Diversisporales; Gigasporaceae.